Sesamum indicum (sesame) is the source of this 4316-nucleotide messenger RNA. The record is from RefSeq and is a predicted model, not a curated record. NCBI's taxonomy places the organism in Eukaryota, Viridiplantae, Streptophyta, Magnoliopsida, Lamiales, Pedaliaceae.
UCCCCCCCGGUUAUAUUCCCGCUCGCCCCAUUUUGAAAAAAUCAAUCACGCUUUCAGAUUUCAGACGACAGCAGAUCAAAAUCUGAAACUCUAUCAGUGUUUCACUGUAAAGGUGGAUUAUCGACACUGUUUUUAUGAGUCGUCUUUUUAAUAUAUCAAUUCGCUUCAUCGAUACGCGAUUGGAAGAGGGGAAAGAUGCGAUCUGUUUUGAAAAAUCGAACCGCCGUCAGCUCCAAUGCUCGUGCUUCAUCCGCCGAGGCUUCAGAGAAUUUUCCGGAGUUAGCAAGUCCUUGUUGUCCAUCUAAUGAAGGUAGCUGCUUCAAAGAGAAUAUCAAUAUAAACAAAUCUGAAAUCCCAAAGCUUACUUUGGAGCCACUACAGAUGAAAAGGAAGAAAAAGGGAGCCGGAUAUAAUUUGCGGAAAAGCCUAGCAUGGGAUCGAGCCUUUUUCACUGAAGAAGGUGUAUUGGAUCCCCUAGAACUCUCUGUCAUUACUGGUGCCUCUUGUAGAGAAGUAUUGCCUUUCACUGAUGAAGAUACUCCUGGUCGUUCCCAGGUCCCUGUUAAACGCAAGGAUGUGCAAAAUCUUAAAAAAAACCUAUUAAAUAAUCUGCAAACUAAAGAUUUUGAUAAAGAUCAGAAGAAGGAUUGGUCAUCACCAAAGUUUGAUUCAUCUUCCUCUAACUUUAUGACAUCAACUUCUCUGACUUCAGACAAAGUUCCAACUGGUCUUGGUAGCAAAUCCAGGCCAGGAUGUGCUGACUGUCCUCGACCUUUACCACCAUCAUCAUUAAAGAGGCCUGCAAAUGUAAAUGUCGGCAAAGCUGCAGGCAAGGAGUUAAAGCUGCCAAAAGUUCCUGGUUUAAAGUCAGACAUUAGCCCAAUUUGUGCAACAACAGAGAGUACUAUACUGAGAGUGAACUGUGCGAAUUACAACCAGAUUACUGAACCAGGUUUUAAUGACCAGAGCAAUGAAGGAUCAAUCAGCUCCUAUAAAAGUCUCAAGAACACCCAAAAUGCAUCAAAAGCUAAUUCAGUGCGUUCAGCCCUUUAUUCGGAUAGAAAUUCAGGCAACUCAUCAUUCAGAAGACAUUCAUCUGUGAGUAUGCAUUCUCUGCUGGUUGACAAAGCCAAUCAUUCAGUUUCAAAGAUGAUUCCAGACCAUAUGACUCCAGUCAGGCUGGUGAAUUCAUCUCAGAGCCAACAUGAGCCGACAACUUCUACAGCUCCUUUUCCUCAGAAUGCUCAUCUUAGUUGUAGGACUAUGCAUACUUCACAGAAUCAAAAUAUGAAACCAUCAGGUUUGAGAAUGCCAUCACCAUCUUUGUCAUUUUUCAGUCAGCCUAAAUCUUCGGUCUUCCGCAACUCGUCAUUGAGAGAUACUGAUUUUUCUAGGGCUCAAAGACCUGGAAGUUUGAUUUUGCUAGACAACUUGAGAAGAACACCCAAGACAGAUAAUAAAGUUCCAGAGAGCACAAUUAGUAAUAGUAAGACCAUAAGCUCGAGAAUGGAAUGUUUAAUGUCAUCUCAUGGCACUGCUGUUGAUUUAAUUAAACCGGAGUUGGAGGGAAAUGAUAUGCAGAAGAUUCAAGAUAUUCAGGAGAAACAUGGAAGCAAAAGAAUUUCUCAUGAGGAAGCAGACAUGCAGAAGAUUGACACUGAAAUGCCCUCACAAAGUGGAAGUUGCGAACAAGUAAUGGAUGGCAAUUUUAUUAAGAAGGCCAUUGAUCAUUAUCCAGGAAAAGGUGAAUCAUGUGGAAGUGGAUGCAGAAAUCCACAAUUAAUUUCAGAAACGAAUUACUCUAUUCUUGAAUCUAAAACAUGUGCAACUGAUGAACCACCUAAAGAAAAAAAGAGAAGCAAUUCCUUGGUCUUGAAUCAUGAUGCUACUAAUGGAACAAAAUGUGAGGAUGCACUUGAUCAUAGGCAGUGGAACUCUUUGACAAUGCCGAGUGAUGGGGAAGAAUCCUCUAAGCCAGAUUGUCAAGAACUUCACGGGGAGCAAACUGACCCCUUCAACUAUUCUCUUUGUGGGAUUGAUAGGAGAACUGAUAAAGAUAAUAAUGUUUUGAAGACAAAGCAAAGAGCCAGUGAUCAACUUGGUGUGUCCCAGCAGAAUGAAAGUUGGUGCAGUAGAAGUGCAAGCACUGAAGCUUUAGAACCCAGUCGAGCCGAGGAUGAAAAUACGUAUUUUAGGUCCAAGCAUCUACCUGCAGAUCUUUUAAAAGAAGCUGCUUUUAUAGAGGUACCAGCUGAUAAUUUACUUGUGGGACUGAACCAUAUUCAGGUUGCUGCAUGUGCUUCAACUAUUGGAAGUUGUAAGAAUGACGUCAAUUUAAUUUCAGAGGUUGAUGAUGACAGUGAACAAUCUGCGGAACAUUUGGUGGUUCAAAAUAUUAGUCUUAAUGUUGAAACGGAGUCACAGAGAAAUGUCGAGAAUACAAGUGAUAGAUUGCUGUGUGAGAAACAAAUAUGUUGUAAGAAGUCCCAGCAAGAAAAGAAUGAUGAUAAGCCUCUACUUGAAGUUCCAGACAGAAAAGAUGAAAACGGAGCGAUGGACACUAAGAUGGCAAGCUCUCUGUCUCCUGGUAAAAUGCAUGAUUCCAACUUCGGUAAAGAGAAAUUGCUUGAACAACCUCUUAUAAGCACAGAGCUCGAUUCUAUGGAUAAUUUAUUCUCAUCUGAAAGCGACAACAAUUUAAUCAAUAUGACUUUCAAUCCGGAUGGCGAACAGAAGGGCAAUGCUAAUGUGUUAACGAACGGUCCUUCUAAUGAAAGCGUAUCUAACAGUCUUCAUGACGAAACCUGGAGAGCGGAGAUUACCUGUUGCAGUUCAUUUCCUGAAAGUGGGAUUCAUGAAGUGUUGCAGAAGAAUACUUUUGGAAAGGUGACAAUGGCUGGGCCAAUUAUACAAGUUGGUUCUGCAAACGAUUGGUUUAGCUCCACAAUGUCAUUCAAGGAAAGCAAAUCUGAUAUUGAUAGCCUCAGAUAUAUACGAGACGCAGCGACUGUGCUGGUGCAGUCACCAGAAAGCAGCACGUUGAACAAAAGCUGCUUUACAAAAUCAGAAAGCAUGGCAUUGCCUAUUGCAGAAUUUGUAAUUGAAAAUACAGUGGGUUCUAAUGACGGAUUGCAAUCUGAGAAUUAUUUGCAGAACGAAACCCUUACUGAUGUGUCCUAUGAAGAUAAUGCAUUGGGGACUAAGGAAGAUUCUGGUACAGGACAAAUGGAAAUAUACUCGAGCACAUCGAGAAGCUCCAGUAUUUCUGCACAGGAAUCAGUUUUAGAACAUGAAAGUUGCAAUACUGCAUAUGGAACUGAGGGUCGAUCACAUGUUGCGGAUGCAAUAACUGAUCCUUCAAAAGUCGAAACUUUUUCUGAUGUCACUAAAAGUGAAGUUUUUGAUGACCCGAAUAGUUCUUCCAAUCGUCUUCACCCUAAGUUGGACCAGGGCAAUGUUAAAGCUGCAUCACCGCCAAACAAUAAAGAUGAGGAUGGUCUUAAGGAGAAAAGUUGCUCACUCAUUCUUCCACAAAAUGCUAUUCCAUUUUCUGAUGAAUGGUUGGCUGCCAUGGAAGCUGCUGGAGUGGAUAUCCUCACCAGGAAGAGUGGGGCAGUGCAAAACUCACCCCCUGAUAAAUCUCUACCGGAGCCAAGCCCAUGGUCACCGGUCAAAAGGAAAAACAAUCAGAUCGGACCAUUUGACUGUACGAAAUUCACCAAUAUUCCUCCCUCUGACUCUAGCUAAAUCACAAGGUUUGCCAGAAAUUCAUUGUUUUAAUUGUAACUCUCGUUACUAAUUCAGAAUCAUUGCAGUAAAGUCGGUUUGCAGUUUUCCUUUUUCACGAAUAAUAAGUCUUUUGUACUCAAUACUUCAAUUGGAUUUGAGAUGUUAUACCCUCUCUGGCAAACGCUUGCACUUGGUUUGCCGCAUUGCUUCAUUCCACUCAGAAACUCAGAAGGUUAGGAAAUUUCUCCUUUGUCAUAUAAUCUUGACACUUGCUGUUGUACAAUUCUGUUAUUUUUGGCUAAGUUCGCGGACAUUUUACCAAAUGUUGUGGAGCUUAAAGCUGUUUAAAUGUCAUCAUCUGCUGCUGCUAUGAUAUGUGGUUAUCUCUUGGUUUUGUUUAGGGAAUUGCUCAUGCCAAGAGCAUUUCUGCUGAUAGAUCAUUUCUUAGUUGUUGAAACUUUUUUUAUCUCAAUGCUAAAAUAAAGAAUGCUUAUGUGCAUACAAGAUGGAUGGAUAAACUCAGUGCUCUGUACAAAGAAAUCAUAAUACAUUGUUUACCCUCUCAUAUGUUAUAUUUUCAGGCAACU